Molecule: messenger RNA, 9004 nt
Organism: Anguilla anguilla (European eel)
Lineage: Eukaryota; Metazoa; Chordata; Actinopteri; Anguilliformes; Anguillidae
Gene: loxhd1b
Product: lipoxygenase homology domains 1b
Exons: 45
Coding region: 1137-8621 (2494 amino acids)
Molecular function (GO): protein binding
Source: RefSeq, a predicted model, not a curated record
UUUAAAAAUAAAGUGCAGUGUAUCAUCCCUCUGAGUUAUUACAGUCUCUAUUUUAAUGCUCUUUAAUUACUUGAUUGAAUGAUCAAGAAAACUUGCAUGGCCAAAAUGAAAAUUAAACGGUCGUUAUCAUUAGAGAUGUCUUCUCUGAACAGAUUUGGGUGUUAUGACAUUUAUAUACCAGGAGGUGUCAGUGUUGUAAAAGCCUGUCUAUCGGCGUGAACGGCAUUUUUACAUUAUCUGAAGAAGAGGACGACAGUCAUGUUGUAGGAGUGUUGUUGAUGCCUCCGAAUAUCUGUUUGUCUCCAUUUAUUCAUUUACAGAGGUGAAUUGCUUAUUGGAAAAUUAAUACAGGUACUAACAUUCUCAAGGUGUGUCAACACCUUGCCCGUCUGGAGGAGUUACAUCAGUGGUUUCCUGUUCCUAGGCAUCAUGGGACAUGCUGAAAGACAGGGGGUGAGGGACCCAACAACAACAACAACAGCCGUUAAGACUCGUUGAAAGCUGUCCAGGGCUUCAACAUCAAAGCAAAGAGAGACUGAACAGACUGAAGGAUACCUCCGGGACAGCCUGGGCAUGGAUGAACUGCACAAUAAAAGCUGCAAAAUCAAUAAGGCUCUAAAAAGGCUUGAUCCAAUAGCCUAAUGGGAGAGCUUUGGAUACAAAUGUUUAUGAGCCAUUACAGUUUUCCUAAUGUGGCCAGAAAACAGCUGUCAUUAAAACAGCUGCUGUUUUUGGACACCUGGACGGACAUCAGAAAAAGGAACGACCAUGAGUCCAUGCUGGGAAAGAAACAUGUCCUCACUGAUCCGAAGUCUUCUACCAAAUGCCAAUGCUGCAGAUAGUCCGCCAUCUUCCUCACAGUGUCACGUUUCACCUGGCUUUCUCUUCUGGUCACGUGACUCUGGACGCUGUGGUAAUUAUUCAUGAGCUUGCAGUGUGACUUCCGUCAGCUGAGGGAGGGGAGCCUCAGGUGGAGGUGUCUGCUCGUCGUGCCAGGGCGGUACCCAAGGUUCCUUGCGCGCCAGUUGACUCCUCGCCGGGUGCCAGGUUGCCGUGGCGUCACAGGUCAGAUUAAUUGUGUUUCAUCCGGAAUUGAGUAAAUCGGUUAAAGUUACAGGGCGCUGAAUGAAUAAAAGAUGCCCACGAAGAAGAAAAAAACAACCGCAAGGACAGAGGAAACCGAAGAGGCGGAUGAUGAUGUUGAUGAGUCUCAGUCGAAACCCAAGCGAAAGAGCAAAUCAGUUGCCAAAGAGAAGAAGAGCAGGACCAGAGAAGAAGACUCAGAACCAGAGACCCCAGAAUACGAUGAGACAGAAAGCAGGAGAACGGAGGAUGCCACACCGAAGCUAAAGGAGAAAAAGAAGAAGAAGAAGAAGAAAUCUGAAGAAGAAGAGGAGGGAGAAGACUCAGAGCCAGAGACCCCAGAAUACGAUGAGACAGAAAGCAGGAGAACGGAGAAUGCCACACCGAAGCUAAAGGAGAAGAAGAAGAAGAAGAAAAAAAAAUCUGAAGAAGAAGAGGAAGGAGAAGAUUCAGAGGCAGAGACCCAGGAACCCCCCAAAAAAAGAAAAGGGGAUGCGAAUGGGAAGCUAAAGGGGAAGAAAAAGAACUCAGAAGAGGAGGAAGGAGAGUAUGGCGAGGGGACCAGCGAUGACACGGAGAGCCAGGAUCAGCGCGACAGAAAUGACGCAAAGACCAGGCCCAAGAAAACUGGAACUGAGGAUGACGAGGAAGUGAACAAGGUCUCCAAAAAGGACAAGAAGAAAAAGCCGUCCACCGAGAAGGACCCGGAGGACACCAUGGGGGCCAAGGACAAGAAGAGCAAGGAGGGCGGCAAGAAGUCCAAGAAGGAGUCCGACAAGGAUGAUGAAGAGGAGGAGGUCCAGGAGGAAGAGGGCAACAAGAAGAAAAAGGCCAAGAAGGGCAAGAAGGGCUCCGGGGACAGCGACGAGGACAACAAGAAGGGAAAGGGCAAGAAGUCCAAAGUGAAGCAGGUGGACUAUGUGGAGAUCUACGAGAACGAGCUGCGGAAUUAUACGGAAACGGCCGAGGGGUACGAGGACGAGUACCACAAGAAGAAAGUGUAUGAGGUGGUCACCAUCACUGGAGACGUCCGCGGGGCGGGCACAGACGCCAAUGUGUUUGUCACUUUAUUUGGAGACUAUGGCAUCACUCCCAAGGUGCACCUGGCCAGCAACACUGAAAAGAGAAACCGAACGGCAUUUGAGAAAAACAAAACCGACGUUUUCAGGGUCAAAACAAAUAACGUGGGACCGAUACAAAAGAUAAGGAUCGAACACGACAACACAGGCCUGAGUUCCGGCUGGUUCCUGGAUCGGGUGAUGGUGACCGACAUGACCCGGCCCCACCUGCGCUUCUACUUCGCCUGCAACAACUGGCUGAGCCGGGAGGAGGGGGACGGCCUCUUUGUGCGCGACCUGUUGGGCACCCUCGAUCCCAUGGACAUGCCCAAAUACAACAAGUACAUUGUGAGCGUAUUCACGCCAGACGUGAAGGGGAGUGGUACAGACGCCGACGUCUUCAUUAAUAUUUUUGGGGAGAACGGUGAUACAGGGGAGAGAAGGCUUGACAACGAUAAAGACAACUUUGAGCGCGGGACAGAGGACAAGUUCACCAUGGAGGCCCCGAACCUGGGGAAGAUCAGGAAGAUCACCAUCGGCCACAACAACAAGGGCUCUUCCGCCGGUUGGUUCCUGGAGAAGGUGCUGAUCGAUGACAUGGGGCACAAGGCCCUGUACGAGUUCCCCGUGAACCGCUGGUUCGCCGUAGACGAGGACGAUGGGAAGAUCCAGAGAGAUAUACUGGUGGGGGGCAGCCAGCCCACCGGCAUCGUGUACAACGUCCACGUGGUGACGGGAAACCUGCGGGGCGCCGGGACCAACUCCAAGGUCCACAUGAUCAUGCACGGCUCCAAGGGCCUGAAGAACAGCGGGAAGGUCUUCCUGGAGGGCGGCAAGUUCGAGCGGGCGCUCACCGACAUCUUCAAGGUGGAGAUCGCCGCGCUGCUCAGCCCGCUGAGCCGCGUCACCAUCGGUCACGACAACGGCGGCGUCAGCGCCGGCUGGUACUGCGAGAAGGUGGUGGUCUAUUGCCCGUUCACGGGGAUCGAGCAGACCUUCCUGUGCAGCAGGUGGCUGGAUGAGAACGAGGGGGACGGACUGAUCGAGAGGGAGCUCUACGAGAUGGUCUCCCUGCGUCAGAAGAGACAGAAGAAGCACCCGUGGUCCCUUUGGAUCUGGACGUCUGAUGUGAAGGGGGCGGGGACUGACGCGCCCAUCAGCCUGCAGAUUUACGGGGAGAAGGGGAAGUCAGACGAACUGAGGCUGAACAACAACUCUGACAACUUUGAACAGGGGCAGUUGGACAAGUUCAUGAUCGAACUGCCAGAUUUGGGAAAGGCUCGGAAAGUCCGUGUUUGGCAUGAAAAGAGACACCCCUUUGCAGGUUGGCAUUUAGACAAGCUCACUUUGAUGAAGACGUUGACAAAGGACAAGUACACGUUCCCAUGUGGCCGCUGGUUGGACGUCAACGAGGACGACAACGAGAUCAUCAGGGAACUUCCCGCUACGGGGGAACAUAUUCCUACACCUCUGACACUGAUAAAGUACCGCAUCACGGUGUACACUGGAAACCACAGCGGGAGCGGCACGGACGCCACUGUCUUCCUGUGCCUGAUCGGCGACAAGGGAGACACCGGGGACCGGGUGCUGAUGAACUGCAAGAACAACGUCAACAAGUUCGAGAAGGGGAACAUGGACGAGUUCAUGAUCGAGGCGGUUUCCCUGGGGAGGAUUCGGAGAGUUCGGAUCGGCCAUGACGGCCAAGGCGGGGGCUCUGGCUGGUACCUGGACAAGGUGGUGGUGAGGGAGGAGGGGAAGACAGAGAACGAGGCCAUAGAGUUCCCCUGUGACAGGUGGCUUGAUCGAAAUGAGGAUGACGGUCAAAUAGUUCGAGAGUUAGUGCCAACUGCAGAUGGACAGCGUCUUUUCACCAUAAGCUACCACAUUUCGGUCAAGACGGGCAGCAUCAGCGGUGCCAGUUCCGACUCCAAGGUCUUCGUCAAACUGUACGGAGACAAGGGAGACACCAGCAAGAUGAUGCUGGUGGUCUCUGACAACAACCUCAGCAACUACUUUGAGACCGGACGCAUUGACAUCUUCACCAUCGAUACCUCCGAUAUCGGACAGAUCAGCCGUCUCCUGAUUGGACACACCAAUGAAGGCCUGAGAGCGGGUUGGUUCCUGGACAGCGUGCAGAUCACCGUUCCCGUCCACGGAAAGCAGUACAUGUUCCCCAGCCACCGCUGGCUGUGCAAGGAUGAGGCCGACGGGAAGGUGGAGGUGGAGAUCUACCCCAGCGAGAUUUUGGAGAUCGAGAAACUGGUUAAUUAUGAGGUCACGGUGGUCACUGGGGAUGUUCGUGCAGCCGGCACAAAUGCCAACAUUUUUAUCCAGAUUUAUGGGGACCUUGGGAAGACCGACUUAAUCACCUUGAAGAGCCGAUCAAACAACUUUGAGAGAGGAACCACGGAGAUAUUCAAGAUAGAGGUCAAAGACGUGGGGAAGAUCUUCAAGAUCCGAAUCGGCCACGACGGGACAGGCCUCGGCAGCGGCUGGUUCCUGGAGACGGUCCACAUCAAGCACCUGAUCAUGGGCAUGGUCCAGAAGGAGGUCAAGAAGGACGACAAAAAGGACAAGAAGAAGAAGAAGAAGAAGAAGGAGGAGGAAGAGGAGGAGGAGGAGGCCGUGGCCGAGAUGCAGGAGAUAGCGCAGACGUACUCUUUCCCCUGUCAGCGCUGGCUGGCCCGGGACGAGGAGGACAGCGAGCUGGUCGUGGAGCUGCUCCCAGAGGAAGCAGAGGACCUGGAAGUGAACACAUAUGAAGUGUACGUCUACACGGGCCGAGUGGGAGGAGCCGGAACCGACGCCAACGUUUACAUCAAUAUUUACGGGGAGAACGGAGACACGGGCGAGCGGUGGCUGAGGAAGUCCAACCACUUCAAUAAGUUUGAGAAGGGGCAGGAGGACAUUUUCUCCAUCUCAGCCAUUGACCUGGGGACACUGAAGAAGCUGAGAAUUCGCCAUGACAACUCUCAGCCUCAGUCGUCAUGGUUUUUGGAUCGCGUGGAGAUUGUGGACGGCAAGGAUGACACCAUUUAUUACUUCCCCUGUCAGCGCUGGCUGGCAGUGGAUGAGGACGACGGCCAGAUUGCCCGGGAGCUGGUUCCGGUGGACGAGGCCUUCAUGAAGAAGGACGAUGAAGACGAGGGCUCGGGGGCCACGCUGGGGCUGGAACAGAAGGCCAUGUCACGAACCUAUUCCCUCAGAAUUAAGACGGGUGAUAAGAAAUAUUCUGGAACAGAUGCCAAUGUGUUUGCUAUUCUCUUUGGAGAAAAUGAUGACACAGGAAUAAUAAACCUCAAAGCCUGCAAGUCGCACAAGAAUAAAUUUGAGCGGGGAAUGAUAGACGAGUUCACAGUGGAGGCCGUGGACAUCGGCGCAUUGAAGAAAUUACGCAUCGGCCAUGACAACUCAGGGGGCUCGCCGGGCUGGUUCCUGGACUGGGUGGAGAUCGACGCCCCCUCCCUCGGUGAGAAGCUGCGGUUCCCCUGUGGCCGUUGGCUGGACAGGGGGGAGGACGACGGGCUGGUCGUCAGGGACCUGUACCCUGCUGACCUGCAGACUGAGCUCUACACCCCAUUUGUGCCUUAUGAGAUCACCACGUUUACAAGCGAUAUCUUCGGAGCAGGGACGGACGCAGACGUGUUCAUCGUCCUUUACGGACGAAAAGGGCUGGGCACCCAGCAGAAGUACCUCUGCGUUAACAAGCGGGAGAGACGGCUGUUUUUCGAGAGGAACGCUGAAGACAUGUUCAUUGUGGAGCUGGAGGACGUGGGGGACGUGAUAGAGAAGAUCCGGAUCGGACACGACAACCGGGGUACGAAUCCCGGCUGGCAUCUGGACCGGGUUGAAAUCAGAAGACUCCUGAGGAAGGGGAAGGGGUCCGAGACCACCAUAUUCUACUGCGAGCGCUGGCUGGCCAAAUCGGAGGACGACGGGGAGACCGUGAGGGAGCUGGUGCCUUCCGAAAUCAUCCAGGAGAAGCUGCUGAGGGACGGGACCCUGAAGCGAACAGAGACCGACGUGGAGGACGCCCUGGAGACUCACACGUACAAGGUGUCCGUGAUGACGGGCGACGUGCAGGGGGCGGGCACCGACGCCAACGUGUUCCUCACCAUCUACGGUAACCUUGGAGACACGGGGGAGCGCAAGCUCAGCAAGUCCGAGAGCAACAAAAACAAGUUUGAGCGCGGGGCGGUGGACAAAUUCUCCAUUGAAGCGGUGGACUUGGGCGAGAUCUUCAAGAUCAAGGUUCGCCAUGACAACACCAUGGUCGGGGCCGACUGGUACCUUGAUCAGGUGGAGGUCGUUGACGUGGAAACGGAGGAGAUUUACCUGUUUCUAUGCGAGCGCUGGCUUUCCAAGAAGAAGGAGGAUAAAAGAAUUGAGAGGACUUUCUACGUAAAGGGUUAUGAAGGAAAUAGGAACAACUUGCAGAGCUCAAUCAAGAGCAUGAAGAGUUUGGACAGCAACAUGAACAAGAAGAACAAGAAGAAGAAGGAAGAGGAGAUCAUCGAGGAACUCCCCACCAUCCCGUACCACAUCGCUGUGUCCACGGGGCUGGAGCGGGACGCCGGCACCGCCAGCCGCGUCUACGUCAUCAUCAUCGGGCCCGACAUGAUCGAGACCGAGCGGCUCUGGCUGGAGCUGUCCGACGGGAAGACGUGCUUCGGCGCCGGGACGAUGGAGAACUUCGUGUGCGACGGCACCGACGUCGGCGAGAUCAAGAAAGUGGAACUCGGGCAUGACGGCGCCACGCCAGAGAGCUGCUGGCUGGUGGAGGAGCUGGCCGUCGCCGUGCCAACCAAAGGGGUCCAGUACAUCUUCCAGUGCAAGUGCUGGCUGGCCAAAGACCGUGGCGACGGGCUCACGGCCCGGGUGUUCAACGUGCUGGACGCCGAGAGCAUCGGCAUCACGCAGAAGAUCAUCUAUGAGGUCACCGUUGUCACGGGCGACGUUCAGAAUGCUGGCACCGACACCCAGAUCUACUUAUCAGUUUUCGGAGCCAAUGGGAACACAGAGGAGAUCCUGCUUGAAAAGAAAGCCGACAGGUUUGAGAGAGGCCAGGAGGACACGUUCAAUUUGGAGAUAGAUGACAUCGCUCCACUGAAGAAGAUUAGGGUUCGCAUUGAUGGGUCCGGAAGCCGUCCCGAUUGGUUCCUGGACAAGAUAAUCAUGAGAAACCAGGUGACGGAGGAGGUGUCGGUCUUCACCUACGAGCAGUGGCUGUCCAAGACAAAGGGGCCCAAGAGGACCAAGAUCUGCGAGCUGGCCGCCGUGGUGGACGAGGAGGAGAUGGUGGAGAUGACCACGUACACCAUCCAGGUGAAGACCAGCGACGUCGGAGGAGCGGGCACGGACGCCAACGUGUUCCUCAUCCUGUUCGGGGAGAACGGGGACACGGGCACCAUGGCACUGAAGACCAGCGGCAACACCAACAAGUUCGAGCGCAAGCAGCUGGACGUGUUCCGCUUCCCCGACGUGCUCAGCCUGGGCGAGCUGUCCAAACUCCGGGUGUGGCACGACAACAAGGGUCCUGCUCCAGGUUGGCACUUGGAGUUCAUUGAUGUGAAGGACGAGGCUAUGGACGAGACGUUCCGCUUCCCCUGCGACCGCUGGCUGGCCAAGAACGAGGACGACGGGCAGAUCAUGCGGGAGCUGGCCUGUGCCAACCACGACUUCCUGGACCUCACUGACAAGACAAAAUACGAAAUUGCCACCACAACAACCGACGCAACCGACGCGGAAACAAAGGAAAACGUCUGGAUCGUGCUGGAAGGGAGGAAAGGACGUUCAAAGGAAUUUGUGAUGGAGAAUUCCUCAAAGAAAAAGAAGUUCCAGCGUGGAGCUACAGACACGUUUGAAUUUUCCUGCAAAAAUCUCGGUGACCUGGCCAGUAUCUGUAUGGGGCAUGCUCCCAAAGACGGCAAAAAAGUAAAGACUGAGUCUUUCUGGCACGUGCAGGAGGUUGUUGUCACAGAGAUGGAGUUGGGAAACAAGUUCAUAUUCCGCUGUGAUGCCCAGAUCCCUCUUUCGUCAAAGAAGCAAGACGCCGUGACCUUCGAGUGCACCAAGGCCCAGGAGAGCUUCGCCAGCAAGGUCCGCAGCCUGGUCCCCGUCAAGUACGAGAUCAUCGUCGUCACGGGCGACCAGAAGGGCGCCGGCACCGACGCCAACGUCUCCAUGACCAUAUACGGGUCCAACGGCGACUCGGGCAAGCGGGCGCUGCAGCAGAAGUUCCGGAACCUGUUCGAGCGCGGACGCACCGACCGCUUCCUGCUGGAGAUGCUGGACCUGGGCGAGCUGCAGCGGGUGAGGGUGGAGCACGACAGCACCAGCUCGUCCUGCGGCUGGCUGCUGGAGCGGGUGGAGGUCACCAACACCGCCAAUGGGGUGACCACCGUCUUCCUGUGCGGGAAGUGGCUGGACACGGCGAAGGCGGACGGGCAGAUCCAGAGGGUGCUCUACCCCAAAUACUGACCCGCUUCCUUUAGAGUGUCCUCAGAGGCCAGCCCAAAUACUGACCCGCUUCCCUGGGAGUGUCCUCAGAGGCCAGCCCAAAUACUGACCCGCUUCCCUGGGAGUGUCCUAUUCUGACCCGCUUCCCUGAGAGUGUCCUCAGUGGCCAGCCCAAAUACUGACCCGCUUCCCUGGGGUUAUCCUUAGAGGCCAGCUUUACACUGGUCCAGACUUCAGUGCUGUCUGUCAAGAGAGCCUCCAAAAUCAACUUGCUGCUUUAGUUACUUUUUUUUAUUUAUUUACCUACUUAAGGCCAUGUUCCCUGGACUAAUUUUUAGAAUGAAAUGUUACUGUUUUUAGUCUGGAUGAACCAGUAUGAUUGUUUUUCUAGGUACAAAAAAAAA